This is a messenger RNA of Oryza sativa Japonica Group (Japanese rice), 1635 nucleotides long. RefSeq lists its product as uncharacterized. The record is from RefSeq and is a predicted model, not a curated record. Lineage: Eukaryota; Viridiplantae; Streptophyta; Magnoliopsida; Poales; Poaceae.
CUCGAGCAGACAGAAGCAGGAGGAGACCAAGACACCGGCCAUGGCUUCCGACGACCUCUUCGAGGGCCUACCACCUCCCGCCGCCGCCGCCGCGCCGGCCGCCGGAGGAGAGCGCGCGCCUUCACCAUCGCCGCCUCCGCCUCCGAGACUGCCCGCGCUGAAGAGCGCUCUCAAGCGGGACAAGCUCUCUUCCUCAGAUGCUGCCGCUUCCUCACCCGCUGCCGCCGCCGCCACGGAUGCCGCAGCCGAAGGACGUGCUCCUGAGAAGCGACUUAGGUUUAGAACUACUGUUGAUGCCUCAGAAACGCAAGUCAUUGAUGCUAUGCACAAGAUAACUUCACACAUACGGAAUCCUUCAAAAUUCAGCAAGGCAUCAAAACUAGCUCUACAGCUUAUUGAGGCUGGGAGUGUCAAGCCAGGGACAAUCAGUCACUUCUUUGCUAUAUUAGAGGCUGCAAUGUCUUCACCAGGAGCUUGUAAUGAGCCUUCUGUACGUGCUGAUUACCAGGCUUUGUUUAAUGCAGCCCAGGGUGUAACAGAGUGUUUCAACCAACAACAGAAAAAUCAGUUUGAUAUAUGGGUGCUGCAUGCAGUGGUGGCAAAUGAUCUUUUUACGGAUGACAGUUUUGUGUUCUCAAAGGCUGUAGGGAAGAUCAAAGAUGCCAUCUCAGCCCUGCCAAUCACAACAGUGGAUGAUGACAAUGAUGAAGCAGCAGCUCUAGCAGCUGUUGAAAGUAAUAACACAGAUGAUAACCCGCAAGCUGCGGCAUCCAACUCGUUGCCAGAUGAUAGCACUCAUGCUGCAGCCUCCAACUCAAGUGAGGAAUCCUCUGAUCCUUUUGGUUUGGAUGGUCUACUUGAGCACAAGUCAAAGAAGUCUGAAAAGGCUCGAGAGAAGACGGUCGCCGCUCUAAAUAGGAAAGCAGAUGAGGAUGAAUCAAAGAGAUUUCUGAAGUCACAACGAGAAGCCCUCCUGAAAUGUCUAGAAAUAGCUGCUCGGCGCUAUAGGAUUCCGUGGACACAGACCGCCAUUGACAUCUUUGCGAAGCACGCCUACGACAACAUGAACCGGUUCACGACGCAGCAGAGGGACGCCAUCACGAAGCUGUGGAACUCGAUCAAGGAGCAGCAGAUCAGGCGGAAGCAGGGCAAGUCGGUGAGCGGGAAGCUUGAUGUCAACGCGUUCGAGUACCUCCAGGAGAAGUACUCCCAUGAGAAGAUCAGCAUCCGCCAUGCUGUAGGCGGUGGCGGUGAACGGCGCGCCACUCAGUGGCUCGGCUAAAACUACGAGGUAAGGUUGCUGUCUGCUGAUGUACACUGGUGUGAGGUCGCUCAGCGGAAGAAACUGCAAGAAACUCGAUGAUUAUUCCACAACGACGGCAUUCAUUUUGAGAUGUUGUGUACAUCAGCAUGGGUUGUGAGUAUGUGACAUAUACGGAUGAUGCAAUUGCUUGGAAUUUUGAUGGCAAGAAUGCGAUUUAUACUUUGAUGAUAUAGCUGGGCAGCUGGCUGGCUAUGUACAUGGGUACGUUGUCAUUGAUGGAUCUCCAUUCUUGUGAUCUCACCUAUCUUGUAAACUUGUAGUAGCUGAAUGAGAGGAGAAGAAAGAAAAAAAAAAACUCCCAUUGGGAUGGA